Molecule: messenger RNA, 6047 nt
Organism: Heterotrigona itama
Lineage: Eukaryota; Metazoa; Arthropoda; Insecta; Hymenoptera; Apidae
Source: the annotation of a GenBank genome assembly
AGAGAGAGAGAGAGAGAGAGAGAUUUUAAUUUAUUGAAAUUAAAGAUUAAAGAGUUUAAUAAUGUCGGGUGUGUGUAAACAAGCGUUAAGAUCUUUACAUCCGGGAAUGCAAAAUGCGUUUGUAAUCGGUGUAAUUGUGAACAGUUUCAACAUGAAAACGAUCGAUGCUACACGCACGAGAUAUAAUAACGGAGAUCGAGGCGUGUGGACGUUCACGUUGCGCGACUCGGAAGAAGAUUCGAUAAAUGUAACUGUAUGGGGCAGCGAACAAUUCAUCAGAAGGCUGUCUUCCAAUUUUCGUAUCGGGAACGUAGUGGAAGUGAUUAAUCCAAAGGUGUUGGAGCGUCGUCCGGACGACAGGAGCGAAAUUUUCGUGCCGUCGGUGUCCAGCGCAUGCAGCCUGACGGUGAACGAGGGCAACGCGUUAGUGCAAAUUCAUGACGCACCAACACGCGCAAAAUAUGAACCACUGCUGAUGCUCCCGAUUAAGAAGCUGACCGGGCUGCGAACCCUGAAAUGCAUUUUUGAGAACUUGGAAGCGCUACGCGAUCAAUACGUCGACGUCUUAGUAGUCGUCACUUUCAUCAGCGAUGUUCGAAACGUGAUGACACGUGACGGGAGAAGCAUAAAGUUCCGCACUUUCGAGGCAGUGGAUGGAUCGACGGACAAAGCGGUAUCGUUGAUGCUUUGGGAAAAUGAAUGGAUCGAGAGAGCAGCAUCGUGGGAACCGAAACGCAUCGUGCUCCUCCUUGUGGACGCUCGAGUCGCGUACGACAAUUUUAGGAAAAAGAUCGUUCUAUCUAUAGUUAGAAAAACAAUGAUCACGGAGAAUCCUGAUAUACCGCAAUGCACUGCCAUGAGAAACACCAUAUUGCAAUACUGCAACAACGACAUCAUGUCUGAAAAUUUCGUAACACCAAAUCCUGACACAAUAACAAGCGUAAUGACUAUACAACAGAUCUCGGAAAAGUUGAACAAGAAACCGAAACAAGGAGAGAGGAUUCAGUUCGCUACGAUCCUAAAAGCCUACGUAAUGGAUAUGAAUGUUGAGAGCUUGAGCCCUGCUAUACUAUUGACGAGAUGGUUCGUUUGUUCCCUUUUUUCUCCCCCCUCGAAAGUCAUUGCCGAUAAUCAAGACUCCUGUAUGAAUCUUGAGUGUCCUUCGGGCAAUGGGACUCGCGUGCCUCUAAACGUAAUGAGCCUCAAUUUUAAAGUUAAUCUGAAAGACAACACCGGAUAUCUUAUUGGUUGCCGACUGUUCGGAGACGUUGCCGAGCGCGUACUUGGCUGCACAGCUAAUGAGUUUCAGGCGAUGAUACUCCCUCAACGCACCGAAUUGAAGUGGAGACUAGCGUUGGAGAAGUGCGACGUACGUUUGCACGUACUUGGCCCCACAGCCACAUUUCCGAAUGCUAUAUAUAACAUUCUAUCGAUUUGUCGAAUCCAAGAAGACGAUGAUACCGAAGAUACGGAGGAUAACGAACUGAUCAAUAAUUUUGUCUCGAAUGAUUAUUAAACUGCCUUCUUUACCGACGUUCUUCAAUAUUGUAAAAUAUAAAUAUCAAGAUCAGUAAAAUGUAUAAUUUCAUUGUCUGUAAAUAUUCUUUAUAAUUUGUUUAAACAUGAUUCUUUAUGUUUUUAAAUUGUAACAUGAAACAGUUAGAGGGUUUCUGAAAAAAAGAAUAAAUUGAACUAUUUUAUUUAUGUAUGAUCUUGAUCAGCUGAUUUCGCACAGCUAUCUCCCAAUCAGUCACGUUUAAACACCGCGCGAUAUUUAUAAAACAUCACUGUUGAAGUCUGUCUUGUGUGAAUUAAUUUGUACAUUAAUUUUUUGUAAUUAGCGUGUGUAUAAUUUUCUGUAAUUAUUCUUAUAAUUAUAAAGAAAAUGGAAAUAGAAGAACCAACGAAAGAAAAUGCUGUUGAGGUUAUUAGGGAGAGUAUGAGGGAAUUGGUCCACACAGAAAGGAAGGAAAAUCGUACAAAAACGUUGAAUAAAAACCGUGUGGCUUUAGGAAGCAUUGCGACAAAUACAUCAUUUACAACAGAGUUCGUUGUUGAAAAAGCAAAAGCCCUUAGGAAGAAAGCAUUGUCCAUCGAAGAGUAUGAGAAACUUCAUAAUGCUCUCAUUCAGAGCGAGGAUAAUGUCAACUCUUUCCUUAAAGUGGACAAUAUCUUAUUUUCCCUCGUACGUGACUUGUCUAGCACCAAUUCUGCAUUGCAAUUAUGUGCCGCUUGCUGUUGUUGUAAUAUAGCACUUGGAAAUGCUAAGGCAUGUAUCUCAUUAACGAAAAAUAUUGGACCGUAUCUUGUUACGGAAUUAGACACUUUAAACUAUCCUCUAUUGGAAACUUGUAUAUGGACAAUGGGAAAUCUGAUUUCGGGAAGCAACAAAGCAUUUGAAAUCCUUCAUGCUCAAGGUUGCUUGAAAUACAUUGUAUCUUUGAUACACAAUUGUGAUGAUACAAUUUUACCUUCGGUAGCCUAUACAGCUAUGCAUUAUGUGCAUACUGGUUUUAAAUACACAGAAGAGAACGAGAUGAUUGAACUUGCCAAUGCUGCUAUGAGAAGAAAUCUUUCAUUUGAAAAUCCGUACUUUAUUUGGUUGCUAGCAUUAUUAUCUUCACAAAAAUGCUGUAACACUUAUUUGUACAAUGUAGUACCUUUGAUAGUGGAUGAUUUGUAUCAAAAUACUACAAACAACUUCAUAUGUAUUACAGCGUGCGUAAGAAUAUUGGCUAAUAUUCUUGUGCAGGAGAGAUCUGGACAAUUGGUGAAGUGUUUGUUGGAAAAUCAAAAAUAUCCUCUAUCAGAUUUAGAGACAUUGAUAAACAAACUGCUUUCGUGUCAGUAUAUACACAUCAGGAAAGAAACGCUAUGGUUGAUAGGUAAUCUUUGCAAUCACGAAUCUCCCGAUGUUAAAAAAGCUGUACAAGGCAUCAUCCCUCGACUGUCAUUUUUGAAGCAAGCAAUUUUAUCUACAACCCGGCAGUAUCAGCAAAUACGAUGAAUUUACUUUCGAAUUUGAAUAUCGCGAAUAAAACGUCGUUCUAACCCUAUGGAAGAAUAGUCGAGAAUGUUUUCCGAUACAUCCUCGAUGCAUGGUACUUUCAUCACGUUAAAAUAUAUGCGACCCAUGAUCUGCGCUGUCGGGCUGGUCGUCGCUUUUAAACAAUGAUACAGCGCCUCAUCGCAGACACAGUGUGAUCUGCAAAGGUAAGAACAAAAUUAAUCUCAAUUGCCGUACAGUUUUUAUAUGAAUAUACGAAUAAAGACUUCUUCUUCGUAUUUUCGUACUUGGUAUAUACGGAGUAAUUGGUAAGAUUGUAUCGCGUUUGUUGAGCGCGAAUUUUCACAGGGCAAAGGUCGUGGCUGCGACAACAUCUAGAAAAAUAAAACGCAUUAAACACUUCAACCUUACUCGUUCGAGUAAAAUAACUUUUUAGUGUCACUGAUAAUAAUACGUUUGCACUGACCUAUCAAUUUGAGUUUCACGACCUAAAUCGUGAUAGUUCUCAGCAAUGUCACCAGCACCACACCAUUUUGUACCUACGACAUAGGUCAGAGUAUACUAUAUCAGCAGAUAUGCUAUGUAACACACAAGGAAAAUAAGCAGUAAUCACUUGGAGAACUUACCUGGCAAGAUACCUGAGAGAAGAGACAAUACACUACCAACUCCGUGACUCCCUUUGCUCACCACGUUUGACAUGCCCGUGGCGUCGUGCUGGAUUUUGUCCAGUAAUUCACACUGUUGCAUGAGCUUCGUCAUCUGUUGGAAGGACACCAGCUGGGGCACUGUCGUUGACGACAAGUUACGCAAAAUUUCAGUGGCCUCAUCUUGCUCGCUGAGGACAUCAAUCCAGCGUAUUUUCAUUCAACGCUAAUCUAAAAUUUCGUUCCGAGACACUCACUAUACUUCGAUCAAGUUGCAGUUGUGCAGUUCGUUGUUCGCUCCGAGAUCGACCACCGCCACAGUCUGAUCGUGAUAGUAAACAGCCGUGAUCUCAUUUCUGUCAUACGCGUAGUUCCUCAGAGUGACACCAUUCAGCCCUUUGAACGAAUUUCUGAAGAAAGUUGGCUGUUGAACGCUGCUCGAUAUGAUCGUCACGAUCAAGAAGAAUGUCCAGCCCGAGGAGAUCAUGUCUGUCCUUUAAUCGGCGCUGCACUAAGAAUACUAUCCUGCUCGCGUGAUUUUAUUAAUCACGUCCUUGGGAUUUUCAUGUCGGAAAUUAUGUGACGAACAAAGGAAGGAAAAAUUGAAACGGGGAAACACGUGGUGCAUCGUCAGAUGCAUCAGAAUGCACUUGGGUUAUAAAUGAAAUUGAUUCGCAUUCGCCUUUUUCAAUGACAAAUAUUCCUGCUUUAGUUUUAACUUGUUUGAUCACGGUUAUGCUCUCCCACAGAGGAUGAUCUCACGUGCUCAUCACGGCCGCUGACCGGUCUUCUCCAUCCUUCUCGUUCGUGAGGCUCGCAGUGGUUGCACUCUCGCAGGGAAAAGCAAGGAGCGCUUUAGCUUGAAUUUUUCACACGAAGUACGAAGAGACGGGUAACGAUUCAAGAUAUGCCGCUGUGAACGGCAACGUUUGGCAAAUUUAUAAUGCACGCGAGUAGAGCCGAUCGAUCCCCGAGACGUUCACGUAUAGUUCGACGAGUUUCUGAAGAUCCCGCGAAGAAACGGCUGUGUGCUGGUAGGACGGUGCGUGGCGGGAACCGCUCUCCCCCCACCACGACUUAUCGAUCUAGGGAAUUCGCAGGUAUACACUUUCUGAGGCCCCUCCAUUCUCGUUCCUUUAUCAGUGCGACUGACUAGGCUGUCAGGGUACUCGCUGAUCGACGAGCAACGAUAUGCCUGCUUGGGGGGACCCAGAUUCAGAAAGACUAGGACGAAGAAAGUGGGACAAAGAGUGGAAGAAUUGUCUGGCUACUAAACAUGGUUAAUUUCAACGGAAUGUCUCCUCGACAACAAAGAGUCAAAGUACAGUUUCUCUGAGUACACCUCUCUCUACGCAAACAAAGUGGAUCAACGAAAAUCUAUUUCGCAAACUUAUUUAUUUCUUCUUAAUGGAUUUAUUAUUCACAAUUUAUUAUCCACCGAGUAAUUGUAAUAUAAUAAUAAUUGUACGACCGUGAAAAAGUUAUAAAAAUAACGUGUAAAGAGGAUUAAAAGAGAAUGUUUAUUCUUUGUCGAUGGUACGUUGGUUUCUUUAGUCUCAGUUGAAAAAAAAUUGAACACGAGAUUGAACACUCUAUCUGUUGAUCGUAGCACACGUGGAGAAUACCGAUAGCACGCGAGUAAUUUACGAGAUUCGAAUGGUAAUUGUAGGUGAUGCGCGGUGAUCUGUCGUUAAGAUUGGCUCGACUUCAAUGGCUGCUGCUCGUGUGCAGAAGCGUUUGUCUUGGAAGCCGCGUUCACCGGGUACUGGUUUCCAAUCCGGGUAGUGCUCAGCGUGAUACUAAUAGGCGUAGCGUUCGAAAGUUGCUGCCGAACCGGACAUUGUCGGUAGCCUAGAAAUAAAAAUGUGCGAAUUCGUUGAACAGAAACCAUGACCAGCAGUAUUACGUUGUUAAUUUGACUAUCGUCAAAGCGAACAACAGAUAACACAAAAGGUCGUACAUUAAACUAUAAGGCUGUCAUGAAUAACAAAAAAACAUUGCAAGUAAAUGCACGCAUACUUGGAGUUUUGCCAGAAUUAAUUUUUUUUUUUUUCUUUCACAGCGAGUUUAAAAAUGUAACCAUUUACAGAAUACAUAUAAUACCAUGACAGAAUAAAGUGAACAUUCAUUUUAUCAAACCAUCGUUUAUUAUAAAAGAAAGUUCAGAAAUAAUAUAAAAUACUUUUUAUACAUUUAACUUCUAGUGUUCAAAUUUUUUACUUAUAUGUGGAAUCAAUGAGAUUUUUUAUGAUUGAAUUUCAAGUAUAUCACUCUUAAAUUUUUUUUAUUAAUUGUUGGAUCUGAUAACAGGUUUUAUUUUCUUCUAAUAAAAUAAUAUUAACUAAAGCAAUACUAACAUUCUAUCUUAGUAUCUUUAUAUAUAUAUAUAUUUUUUU